Molecule: messenger RNA, 6263 nt
Organism: Mobula hypostoma (lesser devil ray)
Lineage: Eukaryota; Metazoa; Chordata; Chondrichthyes; Myliobatiformes; Myliobatidae
Gene: zwilch
Product: zwilch kinetochore protein
Exons: 19
Coding region: 67-1863 (598 amino acids)
Biological process (GO): protein localization to kinetochore; mitotic spindle assembly checkpoint signaling
Cellular component (GO): RZZ complex
Source: RefSeq, a predicted model, not a curated record
GUGAUUUGAAAUGCGUUUUCCUCAGCAGAAGCUGGAGUUUAAAAUAUAAAAGGUUUCCUGAGGAGAAUGGAGUCAGCGGUCCUCAGGUCCGCGCGGAGCUUCCUGACUUUUCUGCUUGGACUUUGUGAGGAAGAGAAGAAAGGAAAGUUGAAGGGUCCUGUGCUAUUUGAGGAUGAUGUUCAAGUGCACAUUGUAGAUGAAGUGAAUAAAAGUCCUUUGCACGCAUUCUGGAAGGAGAAUGCGUCGGUGUUCAUAGCAGAAAAGGCACCACCUAAACAGGAUGAAGCCUACAUGGAUACCUCUGCAGAUGAUGAAACCAGCAAGGUAAUAUCCAGCAAGUUAGAGGAUGUGGGCCCAUUGCCUCUUUCGAGUAUGAAAGCAAGACAGUUAGCUUCCUGGUACACAUUGGCGCAUAAUCUGCACCUGUCAGAAUUGAUUAACGGCAGUGUACCUACUGCAUUACCUGUGCUAUGGGUUAGAUGUGAUGGCUCUGAUCGUGAAGGCACUGUUUGGUUUGGAGCUGAACCUGUUAAAACUGGGAAGGACAUUACGUCAAUGGUUUUCCAUACCGUCACAUGCUCUGGACCAAUUGUUGACAAGAGCAGUUUCACAACCUUAGAAAAAUUGAAAAUUUCCCACAAGGACAGACAUCUUUGUUCUGCUGUAACAACUAAAGGCUAUGCACGCUAUGACUUGUUUGGUGUCUCCAUGUUGGAGAAUACCAUCAUAGAGCCACAGAGUAGCAUUGUGGUGGAUUUAACUUGGAACACUGUGGUUAAAAUCCUAGAAGUCCCCCCACUCACAUCGGUUGCCACCUUGAAUAUCAAAGUGGAGCCUGGAGAUCCGAGAAGUCCUGUCUUUCAAGUAUACAAGGAGCUAGCAUUUCUCCUUGUUUUAGCAGAAGGAUUGAAGACAGGUGAAACCGAGUGGCCCGAGGUUCUGGAGGAAAAAACGGCGGUUGAAGCUGUGCAAGAGUUAAUCAAAGAUGUAAAGAACCAAAUCACUGUCUCUCAGCAUCAGCCAGAGAGAACUGACAUAGAGAAAUUGAAAAGUGAUGAAGCAGCUGUAGAAUCAACCAUCUAUUCAUCAUUUAUACCUGAACGUGGAGAUCUUGAUUUUGCAGAGCAGCUCUGGACUAGAAUGAGAAAAACUGUUUCUUCGUACCAAGAUGUGGUAGAUUGCUUAACACUAGUUAUCAGGCAUUUACAAAGCAAGGAUAUUCAACCAUGGAUUCAUAAGGGUAGCAACAGUUCUUUCAGCAAACUAAUCCAGCAGUCUUAUCAAAGUGCUAUGCCCACUGUCUCUGUUAAUGGAUUAACUGCUAUCCGAAUGCUUUUGGAGAUAGGUCUGGACAAAUUGCAGAGGGAUUACAUUAACUAUUUUAUUGGUCAAGAACUCACCACUUUGAAUUACUUGGAUUACUUUAUAAAUUCCACGGUAAAUUUUGAGGACCAGAUUCUCCGUCUCCAAAAACUCCAUCAUAUGCUCGAGCUGGUAGUGAGUUGCAGUGCUUUCCUCACCUUGAGCCAUGAGAAUCUCUUUGCGUUGACACAGUCCUGCUCUAAAUACUACAAAGAUAAUGCACUGGAUGAACAUCAUGUUUUCCAAUUGCCAAUCAGACCCACGGCCAUCAAUGCUUUCUUUGAGAAUGAAAAUCCCACCAUGUGGAGAAUGGAGAUCACCAGUGGCCACGGGCAGAAAGAAUUAAAGACGAUAUGGCAGUUGAACGCCAGGCCACCAGUGGACCAUGUGACAUUUACUAGCCCAGAUCUGCCAAUUGAGGAUAUAUCACUGAAUGGUGAUUACGAGGAGACAUUUUACUACAACACAGUGAUUAGGUGUAGUCAAGCACAUUCCCUGUAAAUCAUUGCAGGAAAAAGGUUUGACUCAGGUCCACAAGACCAGCACAUGAAGAGGUCAGCUACUCUCACACCUUCACUGCCUAUUCUGUCUUUAUAGGCACACUCUAAUCCCAGUUCCUUAUUAAGUCCAGUGCCUGUUUAUUCGACCAUUCCCCAAAGAACGUGUACAUCCUGUUAACUCAGGCUCCUGGACCCAGCUCAGCAUCCCUCUGUUCCUUGUUUAAUACAGGUGACCCCUCCUGUGCUCCUAGCAACUGGUGUGCAUCAGUUUUCUUUACUGUGAAGCUGUAUCAUCUCUGCAUGUAUCAAGCCAUGCUAGCUGGGAUGAAAAGACGUUUAUUUAAUGUACUUCUAUUUAACAUUAGAUUUGGACCUUAGGGAAGUUAUUCCAUAUCUCAAAUUUUUCAGCAGCGAUUUGUGAAUUUUGUAAGGUGAAUUUCUGUUAUCUAAACAGUGAUAAUGCAGGGGUCACCUCUGUUCUCUGCCGGAUCUGUUGGUUCAGAGAUCAACAAGUCCAAUUUUUGUCAUGGAAUAUUUUUCAGAUGUAUCUCUGGUCUGUCUUGUAGGUAUUGCUUUCUUCUUCUCUCCAAUCGCUCCCUGAUGUCCAUUCUCUGUCCAACCAUCUCUGAUUGUUUGUGUUUGCUUAGGUUGUCUGGAGGGAAAUCUGGCUUGCCUGGAUGCAACUGCACUAUUUCAAUAAAGCCUCGUUGCUUGCCUGUAUAAUACUCCCUCUUGCUACUCACUUUUAUAAAAGCUUUAUUCGUGCUUUUGUCACCAGUAAAACCUUCUGGAGUUUUGAAGAUUGAGAGGGGAUCUCAUUGAAACAUGUCAAAAAUUGAAAGUGGAUGUGGAGAGGAUGUUUCUUAUAGUGAGAGAGUCUCGGACCAGAGGGCAUAGCCUCGUAAUAGAAGGAUGUCCCUUUAGAACAGAGAAGAGGAGGAAUUUCUUUAGCCUGAGGGUGGUGAAUAUGUGGAAUUCACUGUCACAAAUGGCUGUGCAGGCCAAGUCACUCAAUGGGUAUAUUUAAGGCAGAGGUUGAUUUGUUCUUGUUUAGUAAGGGCAACAAAGAUUACAAGCAGAAGGCAGGAGAAUGGGGUUGAGAGGGAUAAUUAAUCAGCAAUGAUUAAAUGGCAUAGCAGCUUCAGUGGGCUGAAUGGCCUAAUUCUGCUCCUAUGUCUUGUCUCGUGGAAUUAAAUUUGCUUUCUCCAGCUAGUCUCUUAUCUUUUUCCCUUUUGUAGAUAGUGUUUCUUUGGAACGAUGUCCUGUGCUAACCUGUGUGGAGUUUGCAUUAUUUCCUGGAUGCCCUGGUUUCCUCCACAUCCCAAUAAUGUGCCAGCAGGUUAAUUGGCUAGUGUAAGUGCCCCUCUUGUGGAGAUGGAUGGUAUGAGAAUCUGAGAGGAGAGAUUGGGCGUGUGAGGAAAUGGGCAGCAAGGAAUAGGACUGAUAGAAUUGCUUUGAGAAGUGGUAUUAAUCUGAUGGGCCAAAUGGCUCCUGCUGUCAUAUUUACAAGAAUUCAAAAGUUGUGUGCCAUUUGUAUUUUAAAAGAUAAAUAACGCAUUACCAGAAAGUGCUCGCAGUUUUCAAGACAGUAUGAGAUCUGAAGUGGGAAAACAUUGAAAUCAAAAUGCACAACUUGUUAAAAUAUUUACUCAAUAUGAUUAUUUCAGAGAGAUUUUAAAUGCGAGAGGACAAAGUAAAAUCAGCCUACUUUAACCAUGACUAACAUGCACUUAAAACUUUGUUGCUUUGAAGACUUGACCUUUGCACUGAAAUGAUCUCAAACCCUUAAUACCUAAACUUCAUCAUGCACUGGCCAAACUGUUGGCAAAUGCGCCUGCUUCUCAUUUGUUCGGUCUGUUCUUCCAGCUAGAAAGGGCAAACAAAAAGAACCCGUUAGCCCAACAGUGGUGCCUCCUCACUCAAUCCUUCCCCAAUAGAUUAAAUGCAGUGGGGCCAGUGUCAAUUGAAAAGUUCUAUAAAAUUGAUACAUACAUCAUCUUAAGGAGUAGUUUUGGAAGUUUAAAAAGUAUGGGGAAAAUACAACUUUUAGUGAUCCAACUUAUACCCAAUAUUUUAGGCUUAGAACCAUAGAACACUACAGCACAGAAAACAGGCUAUUUGGCCCUUCUAGUCUGUGCUGAAAUAUUAUUCCGCUAGUCCCAUUGACCUGCAUCCAGACCAUAACUCUCCAGACCUCUCCCAUCCAUGUACCUAUCCAAUUUAUUCUUAAAACUUAAGAGUGAGCCCGCGUUUACCGCGUCAGAUGGUAGCUCGUUCCACACUCCCACCACUCUCUGAGUGAAGAAGCUCCCCCUAAUGUUCCCCCUAAACCUUUCCCCUUUCACCCUAAAGCCAUGUCCUCUCGUAUUUAUCUCUCCUAUUCUAAGUGGAAAGAGCCUAUUCACAUUUACUCUGUCUACAAUAGAAACAAUUAUGCAGCAACAGUACAGACAAACAAUCAGUGUGCUAAAGACAACAAACUGCAAAUAUGAAAGAAAGAAAUGAUAAUAAAUAAACAAUAAAUAUUGAGAACAUGAGAUGAAGAGUCCUCGAAAGUGUCCCUGAACCUGGUGGUGUGAGUCCCGAGGCUCCUGUACCACCUUCCUGAUGGCAGCACCAGGAAGACAGCAUAGCCUGGGUGGUGGGGGCCCUUGAUGACGGAUUCUGAUUUACUGUGACAACACUGUGUAGAUGUGCUCAAUGGUGGGGAGGGUUUUACCCGUGAUGGACUAGGCCGUAUCCACUACUCUUUGUAUUUUCCCUCAAAGGGCAUUAGUGUUUCCAUACCGGGCUGUGGGACAGCCAGUCAAUAUCCCUACUACAUGCAAAUUUCAAUUAUCCUGUGCAUUUUUAAACAAAAUGCAACACGUUUGUUUUGUGCCUUUAUAACUAGAGGAGUGGUCUGAUAUUUCCUCAAGUUAGUUAUUCCCAUCUAGACCAUGAGAUAUAUAGGAGCAGAAUUAAGCCAUUUGACCCAUUGAGGUUUCUAGAUACCUAGUUCUUUAAUUUUAAUAUUUAUGCUUUCCUGGAGUUUUUAGACAAAGCAACAUUUAUCCAUCCUUCAUUUUGUUACUCAGCUGUCUUGAGAAGAUUGAACAGAUUCAACUAUUAUUUCAUUGCUGGUGAUGUAUAUAGAACUAUGAAACCUCUUAGUUACUGGAAUUACUUGAAUACUUUGUCACUGCCUUUGGGUGACCCUAGGGAGGAGUGUUGUGAAGGCAAGUGUGUCUACAAUUUGUUCAUGGCUUUAAUCUUCAGCUCUUUGUGUGAUUAAAAUUAUAAUUGCAUUGUUGAUGUAGAAAGGGAGUAUCUUAUUCGCAAUAGAACUGUCAAGAUAAUAAUACUGCUCCAAAAUGUAACAAGAACAUCAAACUUUGCUUCUGUUCCAUGGAAUGUUAAAACCUUACUUGCCCGUUGCAGCUUUUGCAGAUGUCCAGGAUAAUGAAGUGGGAGCAUAUAUGCUUUUCUUCCACCUCCUGCCCCCCCCCCCCCACUAACCUGGGAUACCUGCUUAUUCCAUACCACUGGCAUCGGAUGCAGAUAUCCGGGAUAAUAUGUUCCCCAGCCCCAUUAAUGUGGAUGAAACAUAGGAGUAUCUGUCCAUUCCAUUGGUGUGAAAUAGUGACAAUGUUACACCAUCUCUGUAAAUUCCAUGGACUUGCCAUCACCAAUAUGUUUGUUUGGGAGCUGCCUUUUUUUAAACUCUGCUACAACUUAAUGAUUUUUGUACACCCCCGUUGUGGUCCUGCACAACAGAGUCUGUCUGCUCCAUGCUGACCUGGUCUUUUGCCAGAUCCCAUCUACGUGCAGCUGGACAUAGGGCACCAGAGUAGUGAUUAGCAUGACGCUAUUACAGCUCGGGGCUACGGAGUUCAGAAUUCAAUUCCAACGUUAUCUAUAAGAAGUCUGUACGUUCUCCCUGUGGAAUGCGUGAAUUUUCUCCGGGUCCUCCGGUUUCCUCCCAGAGUCCAAAGGUUAGUAGAUUAACUGGUUACUGUAAGUUGUCCCAUUGUUAGGCUAGGGUUAAAUUGGUAGGUUGUUUCAUGCUGUAUCACUAAUUAAAAAUAAAUGAAAAUAAAAUAAAAAUAUCCCUCCAAACCCUUCCCUUUCAUGUAUCUAUUCAGACCCCUCCCAUCCUUGUGCCCACUCAGACCUCUCCCAUCCAUGUAUUGAUUCAGACCCCUCCCAUCUCUGUGCCGGCUCAAACUUUUCUUAAAUGUAAUAUCUGCCACUUCUACUGGCUGCUCACUCCAUAGGUCACACCACCCUCUGAGUGAAGAAGUUCCCCCCACAGUAUGUUUCACAUGUUGCUACCUUUUAUUUUUUCCCCCAAUUGGAGGCUGGACUGGCCUUGUUUUCCCUGGAGUCAAGGAGGUUAAGGAUUUUCGGCAUUUAUCCCCA